AACAAUAGGGCAACGCCAUAUAAUGGCAAAUGUCAUUCAUAUGUCACAUUGCGUCUGUCAAAUUUGCUCUUUCAUUGGGGUCUUUUUCUUAUAUGAAAAAUAGAACUCCGAAUCUGAAAACAUUUUUGAUUGAAAAAAAUACGUGCGGCCAGUCAGUUGUGUUGUGAGUGUGUGUAAAUACAGAGUAGAAAGAAGAAACCAGAGCACAUCAAAAUGGGAAAUGUUAUGGCAGCAUCGUCGACGCCGAGCAGCGCAGCGUCUGCUCUGGACAAAGCGGCUAAAUCGGGAGUACCUGCACCACCAUCAGCUCCAGCUGGAUAUGGGGCUGUCGACACACCCGCAUCAACUGUAGACCUUCAACUGGAAAAUCCUGGUACCUUGGAGGAGUUGCAUAAAAAAUGUAAAGAUGUCCAGGCAAUGACCUUUGAGGGUGCAAAGGUAAUGUUGAACAAAGGUCUGAGUAACCACUUCCAGGUUUCGCACACACUCAAUUUGUGCAGUACACAGCCAAGUGGGUAUCGUUUUGGUGCCACCUAUGUGGGUACCAAACAGUACAGUCCCUCUGAAGCCUUCCCAGUGCUGCUGGGUGAUAUCGAUCCAUCGGGUAAUUUGAAUGCGAAUGUCAUACAUCAAUUCUCACCCCGCAUUCGUUGUAAAUUCGCCUCACAGGUACAAGAAUCCAAAAUAACUGCCGCCCAGUUGACUACAGAUUAUCGUGGCGAUGACUUUACUGCCUCUCUAACUGUAGGCAAUCCUAAUAUUUUUAAUAAUUCCGGUGUUUUUGUUGGUCACUAUCUACAAUCGGUAACCAAGAGCAUUGCAUUGGGCGCUGAAUUGGCUUAUCAGUAUGGUCCCAAUGUUCCGGGUGGUCAAAUUGCUGUACUCUCUGCAGUGGGCCGUUACACCAAUGGUGAUUCGAUAUGGUCUGGCACCUUGGGCUCGGGCGGUGUACACAUUUGCUAUUAUCAGAAAGCCAGUGAACAACUACAGAUUGGCGUUGAAGUCGAAACAAGUUUGAGAAUGCAAGAGUCUGUCGCUACCUUAGGUUAUCAAGUGGAUUUGCCCAAAGCUGAUCUUGUAUUCAGAGGUUCAUUUGACACCAACUGGAAUGUGUGUGGCGUAUUAGAGAAACGAUUGCAGCCAUUGCCAUUUUCAUUUGCACUAAGUGGACGUUUGAAUCAUACCAAAAAUCAGUUUAGAUUAGGUUGUGGACUUAUAAUUGGUUAACCUUAACACCUGAGAACAAAAACAAAACAAAAAGAAACCACUAGGGAUUAUGGUUAAAAUUUUAAAAUAAAACUAUAAACAUCAACAAAAACAAAAACACAAAGUUAAUAAGAAACAGUGAUUGAUUUAAAGGAAAUCCAACAAUUAGAUACAACAAACACAACAUGAAUAAAUGACAAAGCUUCCCAGAAAGAAAAGAAAAUCAACAACUCUAACCCCAUGGAAAAUUUAACGAAAUUGAAACUUAAAACAAAUUUAAAGAAAAAUCUAAAUGUAGGAAACUCUAUGGGGUGGAAAACAAAAACAAAAAGAUAAAAGCCAUUUACAAUUUUGUUUUCGUUUACAGAUUCAAAGCGGCAUUUCUAACCUUCUGUUUCCUGAGACACUACCAAAAGACUUUUUUGUUGCCUUUGUGUGUUUCGCCGUAUUAGAAGACAAAAUAACGCAUCUACCUUUGUUCAGCCAUCAACACCGCCAAUAUGUUUUUUUUUUACUAUUUUUUUUUAUAAUUUCAUCAUUUGUAAAAUUAAGGAUCAUAUUGAUGGGACUACAACUAGUAGUUUCGUAAAAUAUGAGCUUAUGGGUAAAUGUUAUAUAUGGUGCAUAUAUAACUUUGCAUUUGUUUAGGUUAAUAUUAAUCUUUUUUUUUUAAAAAGAUUUGGUCAACUUUGUUGACAUUUUCACUAAGGUCCACAAAAUUCUUAAAUUCUUGAUUAUUGGCAUUGAAAAGGUAUAUAAUGCCAAUUUUUCUUCUAAUUAUCCCAAGCUGUUAACCAUGAUUAUUUUUUGUAUUUUCAAUUCAAACGUAAGUUAGUGCAGUCUAAUGUGCUUUCCCCUUAAUGCUUUAAUAGUUCCUUAAUUUUUUUUUUUUUUUAAUAUUUGUUCUCGACAUUCUUUUCCAAGCCAAGAACAAAUAUGUAUAUCAAACAUCAUUUCUACACCCACACGUACAUACAAAACUAAUUAUAUAAAGAAUAAAUAGUAACAAAACCAUUGAAAUUAGUUUCUCUAAAGAAAUUAUAAAUAAAAUACAAA
Messenger RNA from Stomoxys calcitrans (stable fly), 2262 nucleotides. RefSeq names its product mitochondrial import receptor subunit TOM40 homolog 1 (gene Tom40). The record is from RefSeq and is a predicted model, not a curated record. Bases 214 to 1227 code for a protein of 337 amino acids. Gene Ontology annotation, molecular function: transmembrane protein transporter activity. Gene Ontology annotation, biological process: protein import into mitochondrial matrix. The transcript is spliced from 5 exons. NCBI's taxonomy places the organism in Eukaryota, Metazoa, Arthropoda, Insecta, Diptera, Muscidae. Gene Ontology annotation, cellular component: mitochondrial outer membrane translocase complex; mitochondrial outer membrane.